CUGUUUUUGCUGGGGUUCGAGUUUCUCCCCCUGGUGCGCCGCCUCCUCCGCAGCUCGGCGAGAGAACAAUGGCGAGCGGCGCGGAGGAGGAGGGGAGAGCGAGGCGGGAGGCCGGCGAGGAGGAUACGGACGAAGACGACGAGCGGCCGCAGCUGAGCGCGGCGGCGGCGGGGGCGCUGCGGGAGUUCCUCGAGGAGCAGGGACGGCACGAAGGGGAAAAGGGGGGAGGAGAAGGGGUGGAGCUGGUGGCGGAGGACUGGCGGCUGAGCCAGUUCUGGUACGACGAGCGCACCGCUCGGGAGCUGUCGGAGGAGGUCGCCCGCCUCGCCUCCGGUCUUCCCGCCGGCGCCAGCACCAGCGCUGCCGUGGCCUGCGUCGCGUGCCCGACGCUCUACGCCUACCUCAGGAAGAGCAGCCCGGAUGUGCCGGCGCGGCUGCUCGAGUACGACGAGCGGUUCGGGCAGUACGGCGACGACUUCGCCUUCUACGACUACAACCAGCCGGAGGCGCUGCCGCCCGCCAUGAAGCACGCCUUCCAGAUCGUCGUCGCGGAUCCUCCUUACCUGAGUCAGGAGUGCUUGGAGAAGGUCGCCAAGACGGUCUCCUUUCUCGCGCAGCCUGAAGGCUCAUUCCUGCUGUUGCUCACAGGGGAAGUUCAGAAGGACCGCGCACUGGAGCUCCUAAACGUGCGCCCCUGCGGUUUCAAACCUCAGCACUCGAACAAACUGGGAAAUGUGUUCCGGCUGUUCACGAAUUACGACCCGGUAGACAGACUUGGUGGCUGGGAUCGGAGCGAUGGCGCCCCGGUUUAGCCAUGCCAAGUUGUCCAUGGCUCUGGUCGUUCAUUACAUAUUUACAUGCUUAGAAACUGGACAUGUCUUGGGCAAGUACAGAGAUGUCCAUCCUAUGGAUACUCUGAUAUGAUGCAUCUUUCAGUCAUGUGCUGUCAGGUUUUUUUUCAUUUAGAAAUUGGACACAACUUUGGUAAUGUUUCUCUUUGAUACAUAUGUGUACUGUCAUGUAUUAGGUGAACCAAGUUCUUCACAAAUGUUCCUGUCUUGAGCCACAUGGCCGUGAUUGAGAUUGAGACUAAA
Hordeum vulgare subsp. vulgare (domesticated barley) is the source of this 1094-nucleotide messenger RNA. Its product is annotated as EEF1A lysine methyltransferase 1-like. Bases 69 to 812 code for a protein of 247 amino acids. NCBI's taxonomy places the organism in Eukaryota, Viridiplantae, Streptophyta, Magnoliopsida, Poales, Poaceae. The transcript is spliced from 3 exons. Gene Ontology annotation, molecular function: nucleic acid binding; protein-lysine N-methyltransferase activity. The record is from RefSeq and is a predicted model, not a curated record. Gene Ontology annotation, biological process: methylation.